Molecule: messenger RNA, 3118 nt
Organism: Amphibalanus amphitrite
Lineage: Eukaryota; Metazoa; Arthropoda; Thecostraca; Balanomorpha; Balanidae
Product: DNA repair protein REV1-like
Exons: 1
Coding region: 190-2928 (912 amino acids)
Biological process (GO): error-free translesion synthesis; error-prone translesion synthesis
Cellular component (GO): nucleus
Molecular function (GO): damaged DNA binding; deoxycytidyl transferase activity; DNA-directed DNA polymerase activity
Source: RefSeq, a predicted model, not a curated record
UAAAAAGAGCAUUGCCAGUGACCUUUUACUUUGUAGUGUCAUUACCAAAAACAAUGUUUAUCAACUAGCUAUGUUGCUCAUCAAAUUGGACAUCGUUUUCUACUUGCUGUAGCAAGCAAUAAUCUGCGCUCAACAUACUGUACCAUUUUAACUCUACAUUUCCUACUGCAGAUAGCUGCAAUUGGCACAAUGGCUGGAAGAGGCUGUGGAAAACGCCACUAUGGUGAAACAGGAUUUGAAGCCUGGGGUGGCUACAUGGAAGCUAAGAAAUCAAAACUGGAGAACCAGUUUGACAACAUGCCAGAUAAAAAUAAAGAAGGCAUCUUCAAGAACAUCUCCAUUUUUGUGAAUGGACUGACGGAGCCGCCAGCGGCAGAGCUGAAACAGCUAAUGCACCAUAACGGUGGCACAUAUCACCACUACUACCGGAGCCGGGGCGAGCGCGCCACCACCCACAUCAUCGCCUCGAACCUGCCGCACGCCAAGCUGAAGCAGCACCAGCGCAAACUGGUGGUUCGCCCGGAGUGGAUCACGGAGAGUCUGAGCGCCGGACGUCUGCUCGACUACCGACAGUACCUGCUGCUGCCGCCCGAGAACCCGCUGCUCUCCUGUAUGGGGGCUGCUUCUACCAGCAAGGCUGACGGGGGAGCUCAUGUCUCUUCCGGGGUCGCAGAAAUCGGAGACGGGGCGGAGCCUGACUAUGACGACGAUAACGAAGACUGUGAAUCGUUUCCUCCCGAUUUAUCCAGCGAUGAUGAUGAAGUCGGUCAGGAGAGUGAUCCUGAACCAAUUGCUGAUAACGGUGACGAAUGUGACGAUUCAGCAGAGGCGACCGAGGCGGCAGGCCCGUCAACGGCAGCUCCAUUGGCGGCCAACUCAGCUCCUGCACCGGCGACCGACCGCAGCCCGGUGAAACGGGCCGGCCAACCCAACUUCCUGCAGGAGUUCUACCAGAAGUCACGGCUGCACCACAUCUCCGAGAUGAAGGCGCUGUUUCGAGAUUACGUCGCGCGGCUGCAGGACGCUCCUGACGAUGGCUUCCCGGAGCGGGCACGUCUGCUGGCGUGGAGUCGCCAGCGGGACCAGAGCGCGGACCAGACCUCCGAACGGGACGGCGAUGACGACGAAGACAUGGAGCGGGAGCCGGCGGGCGAGGAUCCUCUGACAACGGGGGAUGCCACGGUGAUCGCCCACGUCGACAUGGACUGUUUCUUCGUCUCGGUGGGUCUCCGGUCGCGGCCGGAGCUGCGCGGCCGGCCGGUGGCGGUCACCCACUCUCGCGGGGGCGCUGAGCCGGCGGUCAGGCCGGGGGAGGAUCGUGCUGCAGAGGCAGAUGCAUACCGAGCUCGCCGCAGCGGGAAGAGUGCUGGUGAUGGCAGCGGUGUUAGCGGUGCCGGAGGCAAGGAGCCGUCCUGGAUGGCUGGAGGUCCUCACGGCUCCAUGGCCGAAAUCGCCUCGUGCAGCUACGAGGCACGAGCCGCCGGCGUUAAGAACGGCAUGUUCAUGGGCGCGGCGCUGAAGCUGUGUCCCGACCUGCAGACGAUUCCGUACGACUUCGCGGCGUACCGUGAGGUGGCCCUGGCCAUGUACGACACCGUGUGCGGUCUGACGCGACGCGUGCAGGCUGUGAGCUGCGAUGAGCUGUUUGCGGACUGCUCGGAGCUGCUGCGUCAGACCGGUGUGAGCCCGCUGCGACUGGCCGAGUACAUCCGACACGCGGUGCGCCGGGAGACGGGCUGCCCGGCGUCGGUCGGGCUGGGGCCGAACAUCCUCCUGGCCCGCCUGGCCACCAGCCGAGCCAAGCCCGACGGUCAGUUUCACGUACCGGCCGGCCGCGCGGCAGAGUUCAUGCUGGACCAGCGCGUCCGUGACCUUCCUGGGGUGGGACGGACCACCGCCGAGCAGCUGCACCGGCUGGGAGCUGACAGCUGCCGGCAGCUGCAGCGGCUGGAGCUGGCGCAGCUGCAGCGCCACCUGGGACCGCGCACCGGCAGGCAGCUACACGAGUUUUGCCGCGGUAUCGACACGCGCGCAGUGACGCCUCACGCGCCGCGGCGCAGCGUCUCGGCCGAGGUCAACUACGGCAUACGGUUCGGCGGCGCGGCCGAGAUGACCUCGUUCGUGAACGAGCUGUGUACCGAGCUGCAGUCGCGGAUGGCGGCCGCAGCGUUCCUGGCGGACUCUGUGACAGUGAAGGUGAUGGUUCGCGCAGCGGGCGCGCCGACAGAGACGGCAAAGUUCAUGGGACAUGGCGUGUGUGAUACUCUAAGCAGGUCUGGUCGGUUGGCGACUCCCACCGACCGGCUGGAGACACUGCGCAGAGAGGUGACCGCUUUGCUGGCCGCGCUACACGUGCCACCGUCAGAGGUGCGUGGCCUGGGCCUGCAGGCUGGGAGGACCGCGGCCACGGCAGCGCGAGGUAAACCGCCCGCAGCGGCCAGCGUCACCACCGCUCCUCCUCCGCCGCCUCAGCAGCCGGCGCAGACCUCUGCAGUGGUAUACUCUGCCGAGGAGGCGGCGCGGCUGGUGGGCGGCGUCGACCGACCAGUGGAGCGGCCGCCCCUGCCACCAGUCCCUACCUUCUGUGGCACGGCCGACCUCAGCUGUAUCCGCAGACUGGUCGUCGAGUGGCUGGGGUCCGGUCCGCGUCCGGAGCGAGAGGACCAGGCUGCGCUGGCUGCCUACCUGUCGGCACUGGUGGACGCCCGUCUACUGGAGGCGGCCCGCGGCCUCCUGGUGCUGAUGGGACGGCGACUGACGGCCGACGGGCCGCCUCAGUGGCUGGAGGCGCUCCAGCGGCUCACAGAGACCGUUCAGAGGAGGGUGGGCGCGAUACACGGCGGUACGCUGUCACUGCCAGCUCUGCCCCGACCGCCGGCGACUGUCGCUACUACUGCCUCUACUGCUGCAGCCGUUACAGCGAUCUGAACGGACUACCGCUACUGACACCAUAACAGCGGCCACCGUUUGAACUGGAUAGCUACCCGUUGGCCGUUACUGUCGCCGCUAUCGACCCGGAUAGCCACCGCCUGGUGCUGCUGGCUUUACAGGCCAGUUACGACUAGUGCGGUGUCAGGGGCCAUGUGUGAGGGAACUGAUAAUUUAAUGAGGGGAAGAA